Molecule: messenger RNA, 243 nt
Organism: Panthera uncia (snow leopard)
Lineage: Eukaryota; Metazoa; Chordata; Mammalia; Carnivora; Felidae
Product: 60S ribosomal protein L39-like
Exons: 2
Coding region: 1-243 (80 amino acids)
Biological process (GO): translation
Cellular component (GO): cytosolic large ribosomal subunit; ribosome
Molecular function (GO): structural constituent of ribosome
Source: RefSeq, a predicted model, not a curated record
AUGACCAACAGCUAUUUUGCAGAGGAAACCUACAAAUUGCUUUCCUUUUCUCCGCCAUUGUGGUGUGGGCAGUUGACGGUCGUCUCCGUGUCUUCUCACAAGACUUUCCGGAUCAAGCAAUUCAGGGCCAAGGAACAAAAGCAGAAUCAUCCUAUUCCCCAGUGGAUUCAGAUGAAAACCGGUAAUAAAAUCAGGUACAACUCCAAGAGGAGACACUGGAGAAGAACCAAGCUGCGUCUAUAA